Molecule: messenger RNA, 1804 nt
Organism: Tarenaya hassleriana
Lineage: Eukaryota; Viridiplantae; Streptophyta; Magnoliopsida; Brassicales; Cleomaceae
Product: F-box/kelch-repeat protein OR23-like
Exons: 2
Coding region: 397-1644 (415 amino acids)
Molecular function (GO): protein binding
Source: RefSeq, a predicted model, not a curated record
AACAGUUUAGGACAUACAAAAUCUUUUCUGACCGAAUCUCUGAGAAUUGUUCAAAGCGUUUUUUGCUCUCCUCAUGCUUAGGGUUGUGAGAGAGAGAGAAAGAGAGAGAAACCGAUACAGACUACAGAGACGGAGACAGUGAAGUGAUCAAAUUCAUACAAUCUCCAUGAGUCUGAUCUUCUCCUGUCUCCUAUCUUCUGGGUUUUGUUCCCUUCAUGAUCGAUCGGCUUCUGCGAUUGCUUCCAUGUUCUUUCCUCAACUUCCAGCACGAUCAAGAAGAACCUUUUUCGGAUUCUGUCCAGUUUCCGAGUGCCUGAGGUUUCUCGACCGAAUAAUUGUUCCGACAUCACUUGUAGUUUUGCUUGAUCGUUGAUUCGGAGUCUCCGCUUGAGAAAUAUGCCGUUGCCUCCGUCGUUGUCAUCGCCGUCGUUGCGGCCCAGGCCUCGUGUCGAUCAUAGCUGUACCCUAAUUCCAGGCCUUCCCAACGAUGUCGCGGCUCUGAUUCUCUCUUUCGUCCCUUACCCUCAAAUCCCGCGCCUCAAAUCGACCUGCAAAUCAUGGUACGCUUUUCUCUCCUCGAAAACCCUAAUGUCUCUCCGGCAUAGACGACACACGAACAGCCUCUCGCACCUCCUCUGCAUCUUCCCUGAAGACCCUUCGAUCUCUAACCCUUAUCUCUUUGAUCCGGAGACGCUAUCGUGGCUAUCCCUUCCCUUCAUGCCCUGUAACCCCCAUGUGUACGGACUCUGCAACUUCGCCGCCGUCGCUCUUGGACCAUACCUCUAUGUCCUCGGGGGCUCCGCAUUUGACACCAGAUCGUAUCCUUUGGACAGACCUAUGCCCUCUUCCUCGGCAUUUCGGUAUAAUUUUGUGAAUUCGACAUGGGAAAGGUUGGCUCCAAUGCUGUCUUCUCGUGGCAGCUUCGCCUGUGCUGCGAUGCCUGGUUCGAACCGGAUCAUUGUCGCGGGAGGCGGGUCCCGGCACACGUUGUUUGGCGCCGCUGGGAGUAGGAUGAGUUCGGUGGAGAUGUAUGAUGUCGAGAGGGAUGAAUGGAUGGCAAUGGAUGGAUUGCCUAGGUUCAGGGCAGGUUGUGUAGGGUUCUUGGUUUGGGAUGGAGAGGAGACGGAGUUCUGGGUGAUGGGCGGAUAUGGGGGAUCGAGGACAGUGUCGGGAAUUCUCCCCGUGGACGAGUACUAUCGAGAUGCCGUGGUGAUGGAACUGAGAAGCAGUGAUGGCGGUGGGAAAUGGCGGCUAAUUGGCGAUAUGUGGGGGCAGGGGGAAAGAGCUAGGCUUGGAAAGAUUGUUGCCAUUGAUGAAGGUGAUCGUGGGAAGGUUGCCUUUUUCAUGUUGGAUGGCGACCAGAUUCUCAGGUACGAAAUGGAUUCAAAUCGCUGGCGAAAGGAAUCAACUCUGCCACGGAAAGCUCCUUACGACAGAUCAUUCGGUUUCAUUGCACUGAACGGCGAAUUACACGUUAUGUCUCUUCUGGAUGGAUUUAAGACCAGACCGCAAGAAAAGGGCAAGUCGAUGAUGAGUCAGAUCUACCAUCCGAGGAAGAAGAUUUGGAGAUCCCUCGUGUCGAGGCCACCUUUCAUUGGCAAACUCGAUUUCAGGACCUCGGCCAUGUGCUCUGUUCGCUUGUAGUUCCCUCAUUGCUUCGAUGAUGUUAGUUCGUUAGUGUAUGUUUUACGGAAACUGUGUUCCUGUACUUUGCAAUUCAUCUGUAUAGGUCGAAAACUCAUCCGAGAAAUACUGGAAUUCGGUCACUAUGUAAAUUCGAUAUAUAGUAUGGUUUCUAUAUAGA